Lotus japonicus is the source of this 1818-nucleotide messenger RNA. RefSeq names its product cellulose synthase-like protein H1. NCBI's taxonomy places the organism in Eukaryota, Viridiplantae, Streptophyta, Magnoliopsida, Fabales, Fabaceae. The transcript is spliced from 9 exons. Gene Ontology annotation, biological process: cellulose biosynthetic process; plant-type primary cell wall biogenesis. Gene Ontology annotation, cellular component: trans-Golgi network; plasma membrane. Gene Ontology annotation, molecular function: mannan synthase activity; cellulose synthase (UDP-forming) activity. The record is from RefSeq and is a predicted model, not a curated record. The annotation marks the transcript as partial.
AAGGCUAGAUACCAUAGGAGAGUGAAAGCACCAUUCAGAUACUUCUGUGAUGAGAGCACGACCACCACCCAAAACUCAACACCAGAAUUCAUACAACAAUGGUUACAUAUGAAGGAUAUGUAUGACAACCUAAGUCGCAGAAUAGAAGAUGCGGCCCGGAAAACAAUUCCAUGCAAGGAAGAAUUUGAGGUUUUCUCAAACACGGAGAGGACUAAUCAUCCAACCAUAAUUAAGGUUAUAUGGGAGAACAAAGAAAGCCUUGUUGAUGGAGUGCCUCAUUUGAUCUACAUAGCUAGAGAGAAGAGGCCAAAACAACCACAUCAUUUCAAAGCAGGUGCCAUGAAUGUAUUGACAAGAGUCUCCGGGUUGAUUACAAAUGCUCCAUUUAUCCUGAACGUUGAUUGUGACAUGUUUGUAAACAAUCCAAAGAUUGCUCUGCAUGCACUCUGUAUUUUGCUUGAUCCUAAGGGAGCAAAAGAAGUUGCAUUUGCUCAAUUUCCCCAACAAUUCUAUGCUACACUGAAAGACGAUCCUUUCGGAAAUCAGAUGGUGGUUUUAUUUAAGUAUCUCGCGGCUGGAUUAGCAGGACUCCAAGGACCUUUCUACGGAGGAACAAACUGCUUUCAUAGAAGAAAAGUCCUUUAUGGUCUUUCUCCCAAUAACGUACAAAAAGGAAACAACAUACGGGAAGAGGAGUUAAAAUACAAAUUUGGAACUUCAAAGAAGCUUAUAAGAUCAGUUGUUCACGCUUUGAAAGGGAAGAUAUAUUCGCCUCAUGAUAUUGACAUUUCAAAGACUAUUGAGAUAGGAAGUCAAGUUGCUAGUUAUGGAUAUGAAUAUGGCACUAGUUGGGGUGAGCAGGUAGGUUGGAUAUAUGGAUCAAUAACCGAAGACGUGCUUACUGGGCUUACAAUUCAUGAAAAAGGUUGGAGAUCAGAAUUGUGCACACCAGACCCAAUUGCCUUCAAAGGUUGUGCUCCAGUUGGUGGAUCAAGUUCAAUGGCUCAACAAAAGAGAUGGGCCACAGGAUUGCUUGAGAUUUUCUUCACCAAACACAACCCAAUAUUUAGGACCCUUUUUGGUGAGCUAUAUUUUAGGCAGUGUUUGGCAUAUAUGUGGAUAGUCAAUUGGGGCUUGUGGCCUGUUGCAGAAGUAAGCUAUGCUGGUCUCCUUGCCUAUUGUGUCAUUACCAACUCCAAUUUCCUACCUCAGGGCUCGGGCACAUGUAUACCUGUAGCAAUUUUUGUAAUUUACACGGCGUAUACUCUAUUCGAAUGCUUGGCAUCAGAGCUGUCAAUCCGUGCUUGGUGGAACAAUCAAAGGAUGUCAAGAAUAACACCAAUAAAUGCUGGUUUUUGUGGAUUUCUGAGUGUCCUACUUAAGUUGUUGGGAAUAUCAGAUACUGUUUUUGAGAUAACAAAGAAAGAUGUACCCUCUUCAAGUGAUGUUAAGGAUGACAAGGAUGCUAGUAGGUUUACCUUCGAUGAGUCCCUAGUUUUUUUGCCAGGAACUACCAUCUUGUUGUUGCAACUAACAGCAAUGACUUUCAAGUUUUUAGGAUUGCAAUCAUCAGCACCAAGUCAAGAUGGGAAGGAAUGUGGUUUGGGAGAGAUGUUGUGUUGUGCAUAUUUGAUAAUAUGCUAUUGGCCAUUUCUGAGAGGACUAUUUGAGACAGGAAAAUAUAGGAUUCCUUUUUCCACUGUAUGCAAAGCAGCAACCAUAACAUUUAUCUUUGUACACCUUUCUAGAAAGACAACUACUUACUAGGUGAUGUGGUACUCUAGUAACAAGAAAAAGAAGAAAAGCUUGAUCAAACUC